AUGGACCCGGACGUCUCCAGGCGACCAUACAUCGAGGAACGAUGGAGGAUGAGGAACAAGGGGUCUUCCGUAUCAAAGGCAUCUUCCUCCGAUUACACCACUCGAAUCGAAGACACUUUCGUCAAUGAACACCACUUGGACACAGAAGCUGUGCUCGACCCUUGUCCUCCCCCAGAAGACUCUCUCGACCGAGAAAAGCAAUCUCUCACGGCAUUCGAGUCGCUCCACAAGUGGACCACGGAUCAUGACGUCAAGAGACAGGCUUUAUCCACCUUUCCCCACCCUCUUCCUCUUUUCAUCUUUCAACUGACUUUACAACCCGGAGAAUCCACCGCAACCGAGGCUUUCAUCGUUCCCGGAACUAAUCCCAGUGUCCUCUCACAGGCUGCUUUGCAGAUAUUUAAGAAAUAUAGAAAAGAACAUAGUGAUUAUGAUGCAGCCACUGUCAUCGUCACCCUCGUAUGGGAUGAAGCUGACGAAGACUUCAAGGUUGCCAUUGAAGCUGGUGCAACCUGCCAGACAAAGGAACUGUCCCAAGCGUACCAGAAUUCGUUGCAAGAAUGGUUCGCAGCUAAUCCGACGAUCCAGCGAAGGGACCCCGUAGCAGUCAAAGAUCUGGUAAGAAGAGCAGGACAGAGGGUCCAUGACAAAGGCAAAGACCUGGAUUUACUUGUGCUACAAACCCGACACCCCAAUUACAACUUCCCAUACGAUAAACCACUGGGGGAUCCCUCUACAACACUUGUCGCCACUCUCUAUUGGUAUAAAACUCAACGGAGAUUCAUGUUUGCCGUUGAUCCCCCACGUGGAGUUUCUUACACCACACGCACAACUGCAUUAAAAGAAGCUUAUGCAAAAUUCCUCGGAAGAACACAUCAGCCAGAGAUUACAGCUGAUCCCUGUCGAGCUUAG
Molecule: messenger RNA, 912 nt
Organism: Tremella mesenterica DSM 1558
Lineage: Eukaryota; Fungi; Basidiomycota; Tremellomycetes; Tremellales; Tremellaceae
Exons: 5
Coding region: 1-912 (303 amino acids)
Source: RefSeq, a predicted model, not a curated record